Dentiscutata heterogama is the source of this 208-nucleotide messenger RNA. NCBI's taxonomy places the organism in Eukaryota, Fungi, Glomeromycota, Glomeromycetes, Diversisporales, Gigasporaceae. The record is from the annotation of a GenBank genome assembly.
AUGACUCAAACAAAUAAUCCAAUUCAAAAGAAAUCGCAAAAUACAAAAAUUCCCACAAUACCGCUUAGCUCACCACCUUCUUAUGAUGAUGUUAUUAGAAGUCAAGUAGGACCUUUUGGUAGUUCAUCAUCAUACUCUAAUAUUUUAAACAGAGAAGUUCCUGAAUAUCGACACACUUUUACUUCAAGAAUAAUUCGCAAACAGCCUC